Beauveria bassiana ARSEF 2860 is the source of this 993-nucleotide messenger RNA. RefSeq names its product putative nicotinamide mononucleotide adenylyltransferase. The transcript is spliced from 2 exons. Gene Ontology annotation, molecular function: nicotinamide-nucleotide adenylyltransferase activity; nicotinate-nucleotide adenylyltransferase activity. The record is from RefSeq and is a predicted model, not a curated record. Bases 1 to 993 code for a protein of 330 amino acids. Gene Ontology annotation, biological process: NAD+ biosynthetic process. NCBI's taxonomy places the organism in Eukaryota, Fungi, Ascomycota, Sordariomycetes, Hypocreales, Cordycipitaceae.
AUGGGCUCGACGCUGUCCCUGCCCCCCGCGGCCGCCGACACCAAACGCCGGGCUCCGCCGGCCUCGGCGCUCACACCCAAGCCACCACCAUCACCAUCACCAUCAUCAUCAACAUUAUCGCCACAAAAGGAUAGCGACAAUGGCGUCGAAAAAUCGCCAAAUAAGCAACCAGCGCCACAACCGCAGCAGCAGCAGCAGCAGCAUCAAUUAACGCCGCCGCCGUCGCCACCCCUCGGUACAUACACCUUUCCCACUGGCAAGCUCAAGCGCCGCCUCACACAACCCGGCAAGACGCCGCUCGUGCUCGUCGCCUGCGGCAGCUUCUCGCCUAUUACCAAGCUGCACGUGCAAAUGUUUGAGCUGGCCGCCCGCCACAUCCCGCGGACCGAUUUUGAGAUUGUCGGCAAUUAUUUGAGUCCAUGCAGCGACGCGUACAACAAGUCCUCCCUCGUUCCUGCUCACCACCGCUUGCAAAUGUGCUCCCUCGCCGUCGAGAACCUCGCCGCCGACGUCGACGACUGGGAGGCCACGCGCGUCGACGACGCCGGCCGCCCGCUGUACAGCCGCACCGCCGACGUCCUGCGGCACUUUGACGCCGCCAUCAACGACGACGACGACGACGGCGGCGGCGGCCUCGGCGGCAUCCUGUCUGUCGACGGCACCCGCCGCCUGCGCGCCCGCAUCGUCCUGCUCAUAGGCGCCGACCUCGCCCUCACCAUGAGCAACCCAAAGGUAUGGGCGCCCGCCGACAUUGACGUGCUGCUCGGCGGCCACUACGGCGCUUUCGUGGUCGAGCGACCGCACCAGUGCGCCGUGCGCGACGCCGUGGCGCCGCUGAGCAAGUACAGCGACAACAUCUGGGUCGUUGAUGCUUUUGACAAUGACGUCAGCUCGACAAAGGUCCGCGCGCAAAUACAGAACCGCGAGCAGUCGAUGGAUAUCCCCGGCGCCGUCUUUAAAUACAUUAAGCUGCAUCGCCUAUACCUCGAGUAG